GCCUUCAUGCAGGCUGUGGAGUGUGUAUGGCUCCCAGAGCAGGCUAAAUAGUGUUCAAUAGUCCUUGGUGUAGUAAACUACCUUAUUAUAUCGACGAAAAACUGAAAGUUCCUUAAUUUUUAAAGUGUGAUUAACAUUAUCGAUACCAGAUGAAACAGUAGCUGGAACUGUGAAGCCUUGAGCGUAGAGACUCACCCAGGAGCGCGAGGAGAGCCAGUUCUUCAGGAAGGGAAGUUAUAGCCGCAAGCCACGAGAAGUUAUAUUUGACGGUGGUGUCCUGAGGGAGGCGACCUGAAGAUGGAGACACCGCUGGCCUUCACCUUCUGCUGCCUGCUGCUCCUCCCACCACAAGGACUAUCAAGGGGCUACAACGACCACUACGACGACACCUACGACGACCCGAACUCGUACCAGGACUACGAGGACGUCACGGACGAGGCUCCCACCUUCCUGGCGCGCGCACAGCUCUUUACUGUGGAGGCUGGCCAGUCUGUCAUCAUCCCCUGUGAUGUUGAGAACGCAGGUGUUAACAAGCUCAUCAUUAAGAAAAUACCUGCCAAUGGAGGGAGGGAGAAGCUGAUAUCUGUGGGGAGUGAGAGAGUGAUCCGGGACUCCCGCAUCGCUGUGGACGGCGCCCGUCUCACCAUCACGGGCGCCAGACCCAGAGACGCCGGGACCUUUCUCUGUACCUUCGAGAUGGAGCCGCCUGUACAGCUGAAGCACACCCUCGAUGUCCAGUUCGCACCCACCAUCAAGGCCCAGGACCCGCCAGAGCAGCAUGUUCCUAAGGGCUCUACCGUGACGCUAGAGUGUAGCGCUCACGGCAACCCGCAGCCCGCCAUCCGCUGGUCUCGCCAGGAAGGCCCUCUCCCACCUCGCCUUCCAACUGAGGGCAACAGCCUGACGCUGGAGGGCGUGGACCACCUGGCGGAGGGCACCUACCUGUGCACGGCCGACAACGGCAUCGGGGAGCCGGCCACCGCCGCCAUGGCCCUCACCGUCCACUAUCCUCCACACAUUAUCACAGAGAAGAGGAUAGUGAGGACCGGGGCGGGCGACGCGGUGGAGCUGGCCUGCAUAGUGACGGGGCGACCCGCCCCAGACGUCACCUACACCAAGGACGGCCAGCCCCUCCCGGACGCCAUGAUGGACACCAAGCUCUACAUUCCUCAACCACACAACACUUCAUUUGACUCGUACACCCACCACCUGAGACCCGCCCACGCCGCCCACGCCGCCCACGCCGCCCACGCCGCCCAUCUCAGCUUCCCCCACGCCACCCAUCGCCAUAUUUUUACCAUCAAAAAUGUUUCUGAAAAAGACUUUGGAACAUACGUGUGUAUCGCCAGGAACCAUUAUGGCCAGAAGGAAGGUGUCAUCCAGAUGACAGGGAUGCCAGCGGCGCCGCAGGUCACCAGCAGCCCCGCGGGGUCCGAGGGCACCAAGUACACCCUCACCUGGGUCACCGACAGUUACUACCCCAUCACAGAGUUCAUCAUAAAGUACCGCAAGGCCCAUCUGGCCGCCUGGCAGAGCAACCAGACUGUGGUGAGGGCUGGGCCGUGGGAGACUGUAGGUAGGCGGGUGGAGGGUGUGGCAGGGCCCCACACCCCCACCACACACACCAUGCACCACACCCUGGAGGGCCUGCAGCUCGCCUCUCAGUACGAGGCUCUCAUCCUCGUCAGCAACAAGUACGGCUGGUCCGAGGAGUCUCCUCACUUCUACUUCUCUACCCAGGAAGCCAUGAGGGUACUGGAGGGGGGCAGCGGGCCCCGAUGCCAGGCCACCCUCCCUCACAUCCUCCUCAUCUCCCUCAUCAUUGUUGCUGACAUAUAGAACACCGGCAACCUUGUUGACAGCGACGCUGACAACCACACGCUCACCACAACCUGUGCCGGCUCCCUCCUCUACUCACACACCAAACAAGUGGUUACUGUGGUUAAGAUAUAGUGUUUCACUUCCUUUUAUAACUGUCAAAGACUGUGAGUGUAAGUGUGAGUGUAAGUGUGAGUGUAAGGAGUGUGAGGGAGGCCACAGAUGGACCAGUCUCCUCAUGGUCUAGGAUGCUGCUUCUCCUCGGAAUUUAUGAAGUCAGAUAAACAGGUGUUCCCCCGCCCAUGGGUGUGGCUUUGUUGUGUUUUCACUCCACACCCGGGGCUUAGCUCGACGCCCGGGGCUUAGCUCGACGCCCGGGGCUUAGCUCGACGCCCGGGGCUUAGCUCGACGCCCGGGGCUUAGCUCGACGCCCGGGGCUUAGCUCGACGCCCGGGGCUCACGGGGGCACUACAAUUCACUGUAUUUUACACUGUGUUUAUGGCGGCCGAUUUUGUAACGUUUUCCUUUGUGCUUUUAAUGUAAAAUUAAUACUUAUA
Molecule: messenger RNA, 2375 nt
Organism: Procambarus clarkii (red swamp crayfish)
Lineage: Eukaryota; Metazoa; Arthropoda; Malacostraca; Decapoda; Cambaridae
Source: RefSeq, a predicted model, not a curated record